Messenger RNA from Haliaeetus leucocephalus (bald eagle), 2768 nucleotides. It is a transcript of the gene CNR1, whose product is annotated as cannabinoid receptor 1 (brain). NCBI's taxonomy places the organism in Eukaryota, Metazoa, Chordata, Aves, Accipitriformes, Accipitridae. The transcript has 2 exons. Gene Ontology annotation, molecular function: cannabinoid receptor activity. The coding region runs from base 151 to 1572 and encodes 473 amino acids. Gene Ontology annotation, biological process: G protein-coupled receptor signaling pathway. Gene Ontology annotation, cellular component: membrane. The record is from RefSeq and is a predicted model, not a curated record.
UCAGCUGCUGGAUGCUGGCGGGUGUCACAUAGGGGCAGUUUGCCCCCAAAUUAGAACAAUUCAGCCCCUAUCCUGCUAGCGUGCAAAUGGAUUUCCUCCAAUGCAUUUUUCCCUCCCCCAAGUCCUUCUGAAACCAACAAGACUGGGGUUAUGAAGUCAAUCCUAGAUGGCCUCGCAGAUACAACUUUCCGAACAAUCACGACAGAUCUCCUUUACGUGGGCUCCAACGAUAUCCAGUACGAAGACAUGAAAGGCGACAUGGCAUCCAAGCUGGGAUACUACCCCCAGAAGUUCCCCCUCUCUUCCUUCAGGGGUGAUCCUUUCCAAGAAAAAAUGACUGCGGGAGAUGAUCCCCUGUUGAGCAUUAUUCCCUCCGAUCAGGUCAACAUCACAGAGUUUUACAACAAGUCCCUGUCCACGCUUAAGGAUAAUGAGGAGAACAUACAGUGUGGGGAGAACUUCAUGGAUAUGGAGUGCUUUAUGAUCCUGAACCCCAGCCAGCAGCUGGCCAUUGCCGUGCUGUCACUCACCCUGGGCACCUUCACGGUCCUGGAGAACCUCCUCGUCCUGUGCGUCAUCCUCCACUCCCGAAGCCUCCGGUGUAGACCCUCCUACCAUUUCAUUGGCAGCCUGGCUGUGGCCGACCUCCUGGGCAGCGUGAUUUUUGUCUACAGUUUUGUGGAUUUCCAUGUUUUCCACCGGAAGGACAGCCCCAACGUCUUCUUGUUCAAACUGGGUGGAGUUACAGCCUCCUUCACCGCCUCCGUAGGUAGCCUUUUCCUCACGGCAAUAGACCGGUACAUAUCUAUACACAGGCCACUAGCUUACAAAAGGAUUGUUACCCGACCAAAGGCUGUCGUAGCGUUUUGUGUGAUGUGGACCAUCGCUAUUGUAAUAGCUGUUCUUCCUCUGCUCGGCUGGAACUGCAAAAAGCUCAAUUCUGUUUGUUCGGACAUAUUCCCUCUCAUCGAUGAGACAUACCUGAUGUUCUGGAUCGGGGUCACCAGCAUCCUCUUGCUGUUCAUUGUCUAUGCCUACAUGUACAUACUGUGGAAGGCUCACAGCCACGCUGUUCGCAUGAUUCAGCGGGGCACACAGAAAAGCAUAAUCAUCCAGUCUACGGAGGAUGGUAAGGUACAGAUCACUAGGCCCGAUCAAACUCGAAUGGACAUCAGGUUAGCCAAAACCUUGGUCCUUAUCCUAGUCGUUUUAAUCAUAUGCUGGGGCCCUCUCCUCGCCAUCAUGGUGUACGAUGUCUUUGGGAAAAUGAACAAGCUCAUCAAGACUGUCUUUGCCUUCUGUAGCAUGCUCUGUUUGCUGAAUUCGACAGUGAAUCCCAUCAUCUACGCUCUGAGGAGCAAGGACUUGCGACACGCCUUCCGCAGCAUGUUCCCCACCUGCGAAGGAACUGCGCAGCCCCUCGACAACAGCAUGGAGUCUGACUGCCAGCACAAACACGCCAACAACGCGGGGAAUGUGCACAGGGCUGCCGAGAGCUGCAUUAAGAGCACAGUUAAGAUUGCCAAAGUUACCAUGUCUGUCUCCACGGACACAACUGCCGAAGCGUUGUAAGUCACAGACUUCUCAGCAUUGCGAGAAAAGGAGUUAGUUUAAAAAAAAAAAAAAAAAUAACAACAGAGAAAACCAAACCCGUGGCUUAACGUGUUUGUACCCUCCUGUAAUAUUUUUUUUGGUUUGUCAUUGUAAGCUGAGCAAUGAUUGUGUUAAGAGCAUUACCAUCAGCCAGUUCUUCAGGUUUUACAAUUAGGGAUUCAAAUUUUCAAAAGUUUUUUUCUCAAAAAGUGUUUACUGAAUAAUAGUAAGUUUCCUGAAAGAGCACAGAGAAAAUACCAGGUUAGCAACGGUUCCUUUUGGGGUUGUGAAGAAAAAUUGUGAAACCUAAUUGAAAACUAAUGCAUCCUAAACCAAUACCACGAAAUAAGAAAAAAAGCCUUGUAAUCAUGCUGUUCAUUUCAAUGUGAAGUGUAUUUCACGUCUGUAAGUAAUAAGAGUUUUUGAUUUUUUCCAAAAGCGGCAGUGCUGAGUUUUAGAGGUUUUGUAAAACGUGUCGUGUCCUGUGAAUUGUAUGCUGUUUUAUUCUGUGUUAUUGAUAUUUGUCUGAUUAAACAAAGUGAUAAGGUAGACUUCCGUGGAAGUAAUGUGAAAUGUGAUAUGUAAACCCCAUUGAAAACACUUACUGUAUUUGAAGAAUUCCUAUGAGCUAUUUUGGAAAUUUUACACUUUUAGUGGUCUUCUGUGGACUUAGAGGAGAGGCUUUGUGUUCUACUAAAAUUAUUUCCCCACUACCUUUAUACUUUCACAUGCAUACGAGCGUAACAGCAACAAAGGAAUAGAGGAGGAAAGUAAGAGAGGAAUGCAUUGGUUCAGACUUUUAAAUACCACUGCAUUUAUACAGAAGGACGUUUAUGGUUUUACAGACUAUCGCCCUGCUCUUGGGCGUUGCGUGAACACGAACACUGAAAAGCGAAGGUCCUGGAUAUUGGCUCCUUUAACAGGCAACUGGUUUGAAGCCACGUGCUGGUGCUGGACCACUGAAGACAGCAUGUGUCAGACUCAAUGUGCGAUGUUAUCACUGUGCAGUCAAUGUAUACUUGAAGUGUGUCGCAUUCCUGUAUCCCAGGUUUAAGCAGAUUCAGAGCCUGAGAUGCCAAACUCCCGUCUUCACUAAAAGAGGAGGAAAUAUUGUCAGACUUAGACAUUUUCUUAUUGUGUGAGCGUGUAUAUAAAUAAAUAUCUAUGUGUGUGUA